AGUUAAAAUCUUUCGUUAAAACGUAAUUUACUUUUUUUUGUUAAGUGGUGAACUAUGUCCGAAAUAACAAAAUAAAAUGCCUGUGAACGACUUGCCACCAGAAGAAACAAAGUCUACAUCAUCUUCAUCUGAUUCCGCUUCGAUCGAACAGCUUCCAUCAAGUCUCAGCAGUAUAUCAUUACAUGAAGACGAUUUUGGAACUGAAACAGUAUAUCAACCGCUCGUCAUUCCGAGGGAACCUAAACUGGAUGAAUUGCUACGUAAAGUGUCCGGAUCGCAAGACCUUCAUAGAUUGACUGAAGUAAACCUUAAAUUGUCUUCCACUAUGGUAUGCAUACAAAGACUGGAAGUGUUCCUACCGAAUUUGGUCUCGCUGAAUUUGGAUGGAAGUUCUUUGAAUUCGUUACGUGACUUAGGAACAGGACUUGUGAUUAAAUAUUUAAAUGUAAGCCGUUGUGGACUAACCAGUUUGGACGGAACGAAUGGGCUGGCCAGUUUAAUUCAUUUGGUAGCUGAAUCAAAUGCAAUUCGAGAGGUGUCACCAAUAUUUAAUUUAAAUGACUUGAGGAAGCUCAACCUACGUGGAAAUCUUAUUGAUAAUUUCGGAACAGUUAGCUUCUUAUCAAUGUGUCCGGAGCUGAUAGAAGUUGAUUUAAUCAGCAAUCCCGUCUGUUACCUGAAUAAUUAUAGGAAUGAAGUUAAAUCCUUUGUGCCCAACUUGGUUCUACUUGACGGUACUCCGUUCAAUAGUCUACCCAACGACGGAACUUGUGAGACAGGAAACACAUCAUCCGAGUUUAGUUCAUUAUCUGACCAAACCCGAAGUGAUGUGUCCAACAAUGAAAUAGUUACGAUAAAUCAUCAAUUACCCCGACCAAACAGUUUCGGUAACAUAAACAUGACCGACAACAAAACUAUCCGAAUUAAUCGACCAUCAACGGCCGACCCAAUAAAUCCUUCAACAAGCAGAAAUUUAUCGUCAGGUGAACCGGUUUGUGGUAAUGUAAUUUCACGCAUUCGAUUUAAUCGAAAGCACAAACGACCCGCAUGGAUUGCAUCCGAUACAUCGUCAUCGGUAUCGAGUGGCAGUGAUUCAAUAUCUUCAAGAGAAUUUCCGGAAGUACUUCCCCAGCAAUCGUUCGAUUUGGAAUUGGGCGUGUUAGGGAUGGUCGGUAGUGAAUCCGAUCCGAAUCGUUUAUCCGAAAACGACGAUCAUGCGAAACUAUUGCGUGUGGCUAAGACGUGGAGGAGAAACAAAAAUUUGUCGAUGUUGGGUCGAGAGGAAAAGUGAGUUCGGUGGGUGCGUAGAAAAAUUUGUUCGAGUUUGUAGGGCGAAAAUAUUCAUUUUAUGCACUCAAACCGGUGGUUUUUGCAUUCUCAUUGCGGAAACUCGAGUGAAUUUCCACAAUUUUCUAUUUUGAUUCAAUUGGUUGGUUAGCGUAAAAUAUUGUUGGUUCUUUGUUGCUAUAAAAUAAAA
Molecule: messenger RNA, 1477 nt
Organism: Bradysia coprophila
Lineage: Eukaryota; Metazoa; Arthropoda; Insecta; Diptera; Sciaridae
Molecular function (GO): protein binding
Source: RefSeq, a predicted model, not a curated record